Molecule: messenger RNA, 2166 nt
Organism: Arachis duranensis
Lineage: Eukaryota; Viridiplantae; Streptophyta; Magnoliopsida; Fabales; Fabaceae
Exons: 2
Coding region: 1-2166 (721 amino acids)
Molecular function (GO): RNA-DNA hybrid ribonuclease activity; nucleic acid binding
Source: RefSeq, a predicted model, not a curated record
AUGAGACUCAACCCGGAGAAAUGCGCCUUUGGAGUUCAAGGAGGAAAAUUCCUUGGAUUUAUGCUAACCUCACGAGGAAUUGAAGCGAACUCUGAAAAAUGCGAAGCAAUAUUCAACAUGGCAAGCCCUAAAACGAUGAAAGAGGUACAACAAUUAGCAAGAAGGGUAGCCGCAGUAUCAAGCCGAUCAUACCUGUUCUUCCAGACGAUCUUAAAGAAUAAAAAAUUUCAGUGGAAAACAGAAUGCGAGAAGGCGUUUGCUGAGCUUAAAACUAUCUUAUCAUCACCACCAGUGCUGCAAAGACCUGUAGUUGGUAAACCACUAUAUUUAUAUUUGUCUAUUUCCAAUCACUCUAUAAGCUCGGCUCUUGUCAUUGAGAUAGGAAAGGCACAACAACCAGUAUACUUCGUCAGCAGAGUCAUGCAACCAGCGGAACAAAGGUAUCCGAGGAUAGAGCAGCUAGCCUUAACACUCGUGGUCACAGCAAGAAGACUAAGGCAGUAUUUCCAAAGCCGCACAAUAAUAGUAAGGACAAACCACCCACUAAGGCAAAUAUUGACAAAACCAGAACUAGCCGGACGCCUAACCAAAUCGUCAGUUGAGCUCUCAGAACUCGACAGUCAGUUUCAGCCUAGAUCAGCCAUCAAAGCACAGAUCCUCACCAAUUUCAUCACGGAACUAACUGCUGAUGAGCACAACAAAGCAUGGGAGUUACAUGUGGAUGGAGCGUCUAGUCGAGAAGAAAGUGGACCCGGGAUAAUCCUGAAAGAAGGAGACAAAGUGGUAGCUGAACAAGCUCUCCAGUUCCACUUCUCGGCCAGCAACAACCAGGCCGAGUAUGAGGCCCUCAUAGCAGGACUCAAGCUCGCCUUAAGCCAUCAAGUACAAAGCCUGACAGCACAUUGCGACUCCCUCCUGGUGGUCCAACAGAUCCGAGGAGAAUUCCAGGUAAAAGAUCCUUUGCUAGAACAAUACUGGCUCAUAGCAAAGGAUCUCAUUUCGAAAUUUAGCUCAUUUACUAUACUACAUGUGCAUAGAGAACAAAAUGUUAGAGCAGACAUUUUAUCCAAACUCGCCGCCACUAGGGCAGAUACACAAACAUCAGCACUAUCACAACUUACACUUACAAAACCCAGCAUUGAAUUAUUAUACAUAGAAAACAUUAACUGCCUCCAUGAUUGGAGAACACCUUUCCUUGAGUACAUAAAUACAGGUACCAUACCCAUGGACGAGCUCAACCCACAACAGUUCAGACGUAAAGCGAGCUUCUAUACAAAAAUAACAGGAGAGCUGUACAGGCGCGGUUUCUCACAACCAUUGCUAAAAUGCUUAAGCAAAGAUGACGCAAGAGAGGUGAUGGACGAGGUUCACGAGGGUGUAUGCGGAAAUCACAUAAAAGGACGAGCUCUCGCCACAAAGAUAGCCCGAACAGGAUACUACUGGCCAACCAUGAAGAGAGAUUGCAUAGCAAAAGUCCAGGCAUGUAACAAAUGCCAAAAACACGAAGUCAUCUCUACAAAGCCGGCCGAGGUAUUACACAGCAUGGAGGUAAGCUGGCCUUUCAACAGAUGGGGGCUCGAUAUCCUCGGCCCAUUUCCAAUAGCGUCAGGACAGGCCGAAGCUGCUAACCGAGUUGUAUUGCAGGCAAUAAAGAGAAAGCUCGAUAAUGCGAAGGGAGAAUGGGCCGAGCUAAUCCCAAAAAUAUUGUGGAGCUAUAACAUCACAGUACAUAACACCACGGGCGAAACACCCUUCAAGUUAGUCUGUGGCUCAGAAGCAUUAAUCCCCGUGGAAAUCGGGGUACCCACACUAAGAGCCAAGCUAUACAAUGAACAACAAAAUAUAAGUGCCAGAAAUAUUGAGCUUGACCUGGCCGAAGAAGACAGGAAAAUCGCCGCCAUCAAACAAAAAGCCCAGAAAAAACUGGCAGAAAGGAAGCACAAUAAGAGAGUAGUGCCAAGGACAUUUAUGGAAGACGACCUAGUACUUAGACGAACAGAAGAAUCCAGACGACCUCCAGCACACGGCAAGGUCGCCGCAAAUUGGGAAGGGCCUUUCCGAGUAGCAAAAGUACUCGGUAUGGGAGCAUACCAACUUCAGACGUUGCAAGGCAACACAAUACCAGGAAACUGGAAUAUCUCUUCAUUAAAGAUGUAUAGAUCAUAG